ACUCAGCAGAGCAGCACCCGUCAUUAUGUGAUAUCGCCCACCAUGGCUGUGGUGUAUGCAGACUUGAGGUUUGCACGGUCUCCGGCACAGGAACCUCCUCCAACAGACCUGUCCCAGAUUUACGGCGAGUGGGAAGUUACAUACGAGAAUGUGAAGCCUCUGAGAGAACAAGGAGAAUGGAGGGGGGAGUCCAGCACCCCAACCCUACGUCACUGGCUGCACAGAUUUUCGGCUGUUCACUCUCCGUAUGUCACUGCCUGUCUGCUGCCCAUCUGCCUCGUCCUACUGGGGGCGACUAUCAGACUGUCUGUGCUCUUGUCCCAGGUGUCUCAGCUCCAUGAGGAAACUGCCGGCCAGUUGGAGAAGCUGCAGGAGGACCACAGGGCCCUGAAUGCCACCCAGUUGGGCACCAUCCUACAGCAAGAGCAGGACCUGCAUUGGAAGGAGAAGAUGUUAAUAAAUACGAGGGCAGAACUGGAGAAGAUGCAGAACCUUCUGACUAACAGUAGGGGGAGUAACACUGAAAUGAACCAAUCGUUGGACAUAACGGUCAAACAGAGGAACCAGCUCCAGUCUGAUCUCAGUGGCUGCCGAACAGAAUUGGAGACAAAAAAGGAGGAACUGGGACGGAUGAGCAGCCAACAAACAAGCUGUCAGACUGAGCUGAGAUCCUGCAAUUGGGACAAAGAAAGGAUAAAUAAUAUUUACAAACAAUCACAAAAAUCCCUUUCUGACACAAACACAAAGCUGAAAGCAUCAGAGGAAAACUUGGACUGGGCACAAAGGGAAUUACAGAAUGUGAAGAACAACUUGCAAGAGACGCAGAGAAAUCUUGAGGAAAUCAGGGAAAGUGAUGAACAGAAAGGGAAGAAUCUGUCGGCUCUGCAGAAACAAUGGAGUGAAGUUCAGCAAUGCGUCUCUUGUGAGAGUCACAAUAAUUUGGAGAGUGGACCCUACAAUGAUCCUUUUGAUUACUGUCCAGACAUGUGGGAGCAGAUUGAAGACCAGUGCUACUACUUCUCCAGUGAAUCCCAGUACAGACUGCAAAGUGAAACUGCCUGCCGGAGAACAGGAGCCGUGUUGGCCAAAAUAGAAGAAAGUGAUGAUAUUUUAAAGGACAUGAUUGCAAAGUCUUCUCAUUCUUAUUGGAUUGGGCUGAAGAAGGUAGAACUCCCAGACAAGGCAAAUAUUUUCCAGUGGAGUGAUAAUACCAGUCAGAUUCUAGAGAGCUCACCAAAUCAAUUAUGUGCCAAGGCUUCUCCAGAACUGAAGGCAGAAGUCUGCUCCAAAACAUUGCCUUGGAUUUGUCAGAAGAAAACAGAACAAUGUCACAGCAACAGGGAACUUGUACAGUGCUUUGGGGAGAAACUGGGGGUAUUUGGGAAGAGGCACCUUCCAGAGUUCAGUACUGAGAGCCUGGGCAUGGGACAGACACUGACAUGACAUAGUACAAAUUGUGACUUUAUUAUUUUCCAAUAAAUAUGCCAUUUUGGUUUC
This is a messenger RNA of Xenopus laevis (African clawed frog), 1497 nucleotides long. Its product is annotated as B-cell differentiation antigen CD72. Lineage: Eukaryota; Metazoa; Chordata; Amphibia; Anura; Pipidae. The record is from RefSeq and is a predicted model, not a curated record. The transcript is spliced from 9 exons. Bases 43 to 1443 code for a protein of 466 amino acids.